This is a messenger RNA of Patiria miniata (bat star), 1876 nucleotides long. It is a transcript of the gene ogfod2, whose product is annotated as 2-oxoglutarate and iron-dependent oxygenase domain-containing protein 2-like. Gene Ontology annotation, molecular function: L-ascorbic acid binding; oxidoreductase activity, acting on paired donors, with incorporation or reduction of molecular oxygen; iron ion binding. The transcript has 7 exons. NCBI's taxonomy places the organism in Eukaryota, Metazoa, Echinodermata, Asteroidea, Valvatida, Asterinidae. The record is from RefSeq and is a predicted model, not a curated record. Bases 83 to 1111 code for a protein of 342 amino acids.
AAACACGUGAACUCUUGUCAACAACCGAACGAAGCUGAGCGAAGGGCGGUCGUUUCGCAGGAAACUCGACACAAUUUCCGAAAUGGAAGGCAAGAAUUACUUUUGUAAUUGUUUUCUGACGAACAACAUUUUCAUACAGGAGUACAAUCUCCAUGUAACGUAUCACAACGACGGACGGUUUGAGAAAGACUGGAAAAAGAUUUUAACAAGAAAAGGAUGCAGCGAGGAACACUGGGAAGAGAUUCUUCAACAGGUGAGAGCAGAGGUUGGGAGAAGAAAACGAUUAGGAGAUGACAGUUUAGAACGACGAGAGCUCAUUGCAGCCAGCUAUACGCCCGUGCACCCACACAUUUAUACCUUACAGAGAAGUUAUUUUUCAUCCGAGUUCCUCAGCCUCGUGGAAUAUUCCAAAAAAGACGCAUCCGAUGUGGCAGGAUUGAUGACAAAGUUACAUCAAGAAAAUGCUGAGAAAGUGUUUUCGUUUCCUAUCUUCACUCACCAAUUCUGCCGAGAUUUCAUCCAAGAGAUUUGCCAUUUUGAGAGCACGGACCUACCCAAGGGACGACCCAACACCAUGAACAACUAUGGGGUUUUACUGAAUGAACUAGGCUUUAACGACCGGUUUGUGACCCCUUUGGUCCGCGACUACGUGACCCCAAUCACACGACUCCUGUUUCCGGACUGUGGGGGCGCUUUGCUUGACACGCACAAGGCCUUCGUCGUCAAGUACAAAGUGGACGAGGAUCUGUCGCUGGCGUAUCACUAUGACAACGCAGAGGUGACCCUCAAUGUGUCACUGGGGAAGGAGUUCACGGAGGGGUCAUUGUACUUUGGUGACAUGAGAUGGGUACCUUUGCACGAGACAACGUGCACAGAGUACACUCACAAGCCAACCUUCGCCCUCCUGCACAGAGGUCAACACAUGCACGGUGCCCUUCCUAUCGGGACCGGUGAACGCUACAAUCUGAUUGUGUGGAUGAGGUCGUCAAGGGUCAGGAAUAAGCGCUGUCCGAUGUGCGACCAGAGACCACAGUUGGUGGAGACAGUCGGUUUUGGGGAUGGGUUCACGAAGGAAGAAGAGGAAAUGGUCAAUGUAUGCAAUACUUUGUGAUCUUCUUCGUCUUCCUUACCAGUACAGACUUCAUGGCUGAAGAUAAAUGCACUGCCAGAACACCGGGGCGAACCACUUCUCUUUUAGUGAUAUAUGUUACUGGGUUGUUUUAUGUGCUUUAUACAACGCACGGGACCUACGGCUUCAUGUCCCAUCCAAAGGACGAAGCAAUAAUGGUUAAGUGUGUCUUGCUUAAGGACACAAGUUAACUUUCAGGAUAAAUGCAAGUGAUCAUAUACAUGUACCUUCAAGAGAACAAGUACAACUGUUAAUGAUCUUGCACUGACGCUUCAAAGCUUUUGUUUAUUUGUUGAUUUUAUUGAAGUUUUUAACCUUUUCGGGCCAGGCAUUAUGGAGUCAUUUGAGGCAUGAGUCCUGGACAGAAUUAGAAUCAAUUAAAUAAAAAAAGGAAAAAAAGUAAAGAGAAAUUAAAUUGCUCUUGGUGAUUUGUACUGUGACAAUGGAUCAACAGCCACCAUGAACAUUGGACGAAGUGGAAAGUUGGAGACUGUUUUCUGAAAUACAAAUUAAACAUAAAUAUGGACAGCUUUGAACAUUGCUUUCUUGAUGAAAUGAUUAAGUUUUAUUUGAAUCAACAGAUAGCGUCACUUAUUUAUCAGUAAAUAAAACAAACUGCUUUUAAUUUUGUGGGAUUUUGUACAAAAUAACAGCAGAAAAACAAAUACCCAAAAGAUCUUAUACAAACAUAUGUUUAUUGUGUGAAAUCUAAAUUAUAUUUUAAAUAAAACAAUAUGAAAUACUUAA